AUGGAUGCGUUCGGCGGAAAGCUGGCUGAUGGCCAGCCCCAGACCCCUUCAGCCCUAACAACGGCGCACGCGACCACCUCGACGACUACGACGACUACGAAUACCACAACACCAGGAGAAGACACACCCGUCGCAAAGAUCCUUCACUUCCUCGCAACCGCCACUACCGGCUCACUUGCCGGAGUUGCCGUCGGCUUCGCGGCCGUCACAUACAUUACCCUCGGCCGACUAGGACUGGUUCUUAUCGGUGCAUUCGGCGGAGUCGUCGGAUUCAUCUCGUGGGAACAGAGGAACCCAGAAGUCUCCAAGGCUGUCCGAGGAGAACGGGGCAUCGAUAUCCUGGAACGAAUUCUACACGAAUCGACGAACAACAAGGCGAAGGUGGAGGCUGACGACAGCAGCGAUGACGAGGACUCCGCCAUCAGGGCCCUCGACGACUUCCGUCCGGAAACCCGCGAGGCACUGGGAGGGCUCGUUGACGCAGUGGUUAGAGACUACGUCAAGUGGUGGUACAGCCCUAUUAUCCCUUCAGACCAUGCCUUCCCUCUUGCUUGCCGGCGGACUCUCACCUCUUAUCUCCUCGCCAUCUCCAACCACAUGAGCCGGAAGCGACCGGCUGAUGCGUUCCUCGAUCUCCUUACCAACUCAUCCUCCAUCGUCAUUGUCUUCAUGUCAGAGCUCGCUGCCGCAUUUUCCGACCUCCCUCCUGAUAGCAACAUGACUGCGGCCGACGCUGUGAACAAUUACCUUGCUGCGAACCCCGACUGCCAUUUGGCGAACCUAUUGAACCAGCGACAGCAGGCGGCAAAGUUCAAAAUGGUUGCGGAAGACUUGCUUGCGUUCCUAGACCGCAACUCAUACAAUUGCGACCCUCUCCGGGUGUUCCUCAGGGAAAUUCUGGCAAACUCGGUCCUCGAGAAGACUCUGCAAACAUGCAGCAAACCCGAGUGGAUCAACGGGUGGAUUGUGUACCUCCUCGAAGCUGGAGAGCCAAAUCUCAAUCAUGCCAUCGACGUCGGCAUGCAAACUGGACCCGAGACAGCGACAGUGACACAAAAUGUGUUCGCUGACUUGGACGGAAACGUCGGCAACAUCGGCAUCGCCAAACCCGGCCGGAGCUCGUUGGAGAAUGAAAGGGGGCGUCGAAGGGAAACAGUCGGCCAUAAGAAGAAGCUCAGCAAGGCAGAUGAGGAGAUGGAAGAGGCCAUGGGAGAGAUGAAGCGGAUGAAUGAGAUGAUUGCCAAAGAGGAAGCUCGCCGCAAGCGAGACUCGACGGCCACCGAAGUCGAGCUGUCUCCUGGUGCAGUGCCUAACGGCCACAAAUCAUUCUCAUCGAUUACAUCAACCGAUGGCUUCUCUGCAAGGAGCGACGCAGCCCCGACUCCCAAUACACCUCAAUCGCCAGUGGACAAUUCAAGCCCCAACUCGUCCCUAAAGGAUUCCGAUGGCGCCCGAUUUACAAGUUUCGACCAGAUCGUGCCCCCAGGCCAAGAAAACGACGCAGAGGAAGAUGUGCCCAAGAAGACGCCGUUUACUCUUCACAACGCCGGGCUAACUCUACACGAUGAUGCUUCCGGCGAGAAAGGCCGCAUCCGAACCAAGCCCAACUGGGACUAUUGGGUCCAGGUUGAACCCUCAGUCGCAGGCUAUUCGGGUUGGAUGAUUGUGCGUAGAUAUUCCGACUUUGAAACUCUCCAUGAGAUUCUCAGGCGAAUUGCGAACAUCUCUGGUGCAACAGCAUUCACGGAGCUUCACAAAGAUCUGCCAAACUGGAAGGUUCACACCCGGGAGUCGCUCCGGGGAGAGCUUGAGAGGUACCUGCGGGAUGCUUGCUGGUAUAAGAGCCUGGCUGAGAGCGAGGGUAUGAGGCGGUUCCUGGAGAAGUCCCAAGGACAUACUCAUGGAGAUUCCAAGUCGGGCUUUGGCUGGGAGGCUGUUGGCAAGAACAUGCUUGACGUUCUCACAACAGCGCCUAAGGGAGCCAUGGAAGGUGGCAAGACUUUGGUAGGCGGUGUCACGGGCGUGUUUGGCAACAUCGCUGCACUUAACAGGAGAUCGACAAGCCAAUCCGUGGAUCUGACGGCGAAUUCCAGUAGACUCUCCAUCUCGACACCCCCCCGGUUAGACAGUAUUAAGUCUCCCGUGCGAUCGACACGAGACAGCCUGGACAGCCAGCGGUCAUCUGUCGUCUCUACGCAGCCCGGCAAAAUGCCGCCCAUGGAACGCCGCCCAAGCUACCAGUCGCAGGGCGACUCGGAUGGAGACGCCAGAAUCAUGCGCAUGGAUUCAGGCUCAGCGCCGGCGAGCGCUCGACCUAGUCGGGAGCACAGCCGCGCGCCGAGUCUAGCCCAGUUGCGAUCUCCCUCAUCAGCCAGUCUCGAGUUUAUGAAGCUGCCUCCUCCACCAGACCAGAUGGCGGAUGACUAUGGAUCGCCAACGAGCGGCGGCGAUAUGCUAGGCAAGAUGGGCGAUGGCGAGAACGUCACAACAGAGAAGCACAGGCGCGGUGGAUCUCAACAAGUCCCAACGCCUCCUCCAUCUGUGACGGGAGGCAAGAAGGGACCUCAGAAGCCGGGCCGCCAGUAUGCCCAACUUUCCGAGGCUGAGACGCGGGUGGCGGUGGAGCUGGGAUUCGCCGUCAUCAACGAGAUGUAUACAUUGUCGUCAGCGUGGAACAUCCGCCGUACACUUCUUACAGCAGCGAAAUCGUUUUUACUACGUCCAGGCAACCCCUCGCUGCUGACGGUGCAGUCGCUAAUACAAAACUCUGUCAUCGACGCCAACACCUCUGACGCAGGCAUCGCAGCUCAGUUCCGCAAACUGCGAGAGAACAUGAUGCCAACAGAGCUAGAACUCGCCGAGUGGCCACCUGAGCCGACGGCAGAAGAGAAGGAGCAGCUACGGGUCAAGGCCCGGAAGCUACUGAUCCAGAGCGGCGUGCCAGCGGCGCUGAAGGGUGUCAUGGGACAAGCAGCGACGGGCGAAGCCCUAGGGAGGGUGUUUGACUGUCUGCAAACCGAGGAGGUGGCGAGAGGGCUGAUGUUUGGUUUGAUCUUGCAGAUGGUCAGGAUUGUGACGCAUUGA
This is a messenger RNA of Ilyonectria robusta, 3084 nucleotides long. Its product is annotated as PXA domain-containing protein. Gene Ontology annotation, molecular function: phosphatidylinositol binding. NCBI's taxonomy places the organism in Eukaryota, Fungi, Ascomycota, Sordariomycetes, Hypocreales, Nectriaceae. The record is from RefSeq and is a predicted model, not a curated record. The coding region runs from base 1 to 3084 and encodes 1027 amino acids. Gene Ontology annotation, cellular component: intracellular membrane-bounded organelle. The transcript is spliced from 2 exons.